UUUUUACCUUACCUCCAUUGACGGUCUGGUGCAACAAUUUUGGUAGUGUCUAUCAAGACUCAUCCAACACCAAUACCGUUCUAUAUUAGUUUUAUACUACUUCAAAUCAAAGAAAAAUGCCUCCCAAAUUUGAUCCCAAUGAAAUCAAGAUCGUGUACUUGAGAGCCGUAGGAGGAGAGGUUGGUGCUACCUCAUCACUUGCUCCCAAGAUUGGUCCCCUCGGUUUGUCACCCAAAAAGGUUGGUGACGAUAUUGCCAAGGGAACCCAAGAGUGGAAGGGACUCAAGAUUACAGUACAGUUGACUAUCCAGAAUCGUCAGGCUAAGGUCAGCGUUGUACCAAGUGCUUCUGCUCUCAUCAUCAAAGCCCUGAAAGAACCCCCAAGGGACAGAAAGAAGGUGAAACAUGUAAAGCACAGUGGAAAUAUCACUCUUGAUGACAUCAUCAACACCGCCAGAAUCAUGCGUCCCCGCAGUUUGGCUCGUUCACUCGCUGGAACCUGCAAGGAGAUCUUGGGCACAGCCCAGUCUGUUGGCUGUACUGUAGAUGGCAAGGACCCACAUACUGUUAUUGAGGAGAUUGAUGACGGAGAAGUAGAAAUUCCUGAAGAGUAAAUGAAAGCUGCUCUUCAACAGACCAUACGAACUAAGAACACUAAAAGAGAACUUAAUACAUAAUUCAAUGUAUAUACGUUCAUGAAAGGUCUGAAAAAUAAAAAAUAGAAAAAACCUAAAA
Messenger RNA from Owenia fusiformis, 735 nucleotides. Lineage: Eukaryota; Metazoa; Annelida; Polychaeta; Sabellida; Oweniidae. The record is from the annotation of a GenBank genome assembly.